UUCAGUCUUCUCAUGGCGAAAGUCAACAGCGGGUCGUCCGGUUGCAGGGCCGUGGUCAGGGCCGGUCAGUUUUGGACGAGACCGCCAGCCCUGAGGCAGCAGCGGAGACUGGCCUCGGUGAACCAGCGCAUGAGGGCAUCCAGCGCCGUGGGACACGGGGGCAGAAACUCGGCGUGGAGCCAGCAGGAGCUCCCCAACUACCUCUGGUCCAACCCCACGCUGAUCUACAGAGAUGUGAAGGCUUUUCUCAAAGAAAUCGGAGGAGAUCCACGGGAGGCUCGCUACUGGUUAACGCACUUCCAGCGGGCCGGUUCAUUUCCAGCGUUUGCCGUUCUGGAGAUAGACACCUCAGUGUUUGAUAGCCGUGAGAUGGUUCAGAGUCUGGCCUUUGGGCUCUCGUUCCUGCAGCGGAUGGACAUGAAGCUCGUGGUGGUGAUGGGAUUGCCUCCUGAGGUGGAGGAAGAGACCGGAUCGUCCCUCGCCAGGACUACGAUGAUCAAACACUGUCAAGCUUUAACAGAAGCGCUCCAUCACAACUCAGCCAAUGUGAUGCCCUUCUUUAGCUCUGAGGCACUCUUACAACUGCAGCACGCUCAGGAUGAGAGCAGAGCUCCGUCGGUGCUCGUGGACUCGGCUCUUCUGCAGUGGACUCUGGACUGCAGAGUGAUUCCUCUGGUGUGUCCAGUGGGCCGUGACGCAGCUGGCCGCUCCUCUGUGCUCAGUCCGAUCCGGGUCACAGCAGCCAUCUCCCAGUCACUGCAGCCUCUCAAAGUCAUAUUCCUGAACAGCUCUGGGGGCGUCCGCAACCAGAACCGCAAGGUGUUGGGUUUGGUGUCAUUGCCGGGAGAUCUGUCAGGUCUGAGUUCAGCGAAAUGGCUGAGUGACGUGGAGCACAGACGCGUCAGGGCCAUCGCGCAGCUGCUCAACCUGCUCCCGGCGGAGAGCUCGGCCGUCCUCACCUCGGCCGACACGCUUCUCACGGAGCUCUUCAGCCACAAGGGCUCAGGCACCCUUUUUAAAAAUGGAGAUCCCAUUCACAGAUACAGUAGCAUGGACGACGUUGAUAUUGACCGUCUCUUGGUACUGAUUAACAAGUCUUUUGAGAAGAAGCUGAGAGAGGAUUAUAUAGCUUCUCUCAAGGGCAGACUGCAUUCCAUUUAUCUGUCUCAGGGGUACAGCGCAGCUGCUAUAAUCACCACAGAGCCUGUGAACAGCGGCACUCCAUACCUGGACAAAUUUGUGGUCAGCAGCGGUAAACAAGGCCAAGGAACCGGUCAGAUCUUGUGGGAGUGCAUUCGUCAGGAUUUGGGCAAGCUCUUCUGGAGAUCCCGCGCUACGAACCGCAUCAAUCCCUGGUCCGUCUUCCCUUCUAGGUUGCCUUGUUGUGAUUCUCAGUUUUUGCCCAUCUCAUUCUGCUUUAAAAUCCUCAGGUACUUCAAGCACUGCGAUGGCAGUUUUGUAAACGGUCACUGGAUUGUAUUCUGGCUCGGUCUUUCGGACAUCCGUGAGUCUUAUGAGCUGGUGGAGUAUGCCAAGUGCCUUCCUGACUCCUUCUGUUCUCACGUCACGACAGAAGCAAAAUCGCUUCUGCAACCUCAAGGGUCAUGAAGACAGUACUUGCCUCACAUGCUGUAUCUGGUUUUAUAUCUUAGCCGUGUUUUCGAGUGGCAUCGGUAACAAUGCCAAUGUCAUUACAGACCCAUAAGAAUUUAGUAGAAAGAAAUGUUGAGGUUUUGCGUCAUCGUCUAUUUACUGUAAGGUGAAAAAACUGGUUUAACUAAAUAUCUUCUUUUGUGUUCUACUCAAAGAAAGUGAUUUGUGUGGGUUUGGAGUGGCAGAAUUUUUAUUUAUGCCUGGAAUGCACUACUUCUUCUUUUUCUUCUUCUUCUACUCUUAAAAUUUGAUCAGAUUUUUAAAACACUAUGCAUAGUGACUACACACUAUACAUUACACCAGCAAGGAUCAUACACUUCUCAGACUUUAAAGUUGUUCCCAUCACAACAAACUCACAUAGAAACGUGUGCCUUGUUGCUAGGAGACGCAUGACAAAUGAAAACAAAUGUGUUCUAAAAUCAACUGAAAAUAUCAAAAUAAAUCACUAUUAUGACCUCACAAAUGGAACGUCAGUGCCACAAUAUAAUCUUUUAUUAUUAUUAUUAUUAUUAUUAUUAUUAUUAUUAUUAUUAUUAUUAUUAUUAUUCACGAACGGAAUUCAUUAUGUCGAGAACAAUAAUGGCGUUUGAAUUUGACUCCUGCAUAACUUUGGGUUACAUUGACAGCGAUUGGGUUUUGGAGAUGACGUCAUCAUGAUGGCUUGACAGGGCGCCAGAAUAAAAACAUUUCUAAAAUGCAACGUUGCAGUAGGUCGAAAACGUGUAAACGUGUAAUAAUAAGUUGUGUAAUUUAUAAUACUAAAUUACAAUAUAUUCAAAC
Molecule: messenger RNA, 2433 nt
Organism: Puntigrus tetrazona (Sumatra barb)
Lineage: Eukaryota; Metazoa; Chordata; Actinopteri; Cypriniformes; Cyprinidae
Gene: nags
Product: N-acetylglutamate synthase
Exons: 7
Coding region: 13-1608 (531 amino acids)
Biological process (GO): L-arginine biosynthetic process
Cellular component (GO): mitochondrial matrix
Molecular function (GO): arginine binding; L-glutamate N-acetyltransferase activity, acting on acetyl-CoA as donor
Source: RefSeq, a predicted model, not a curated record